GGCCAGGGUCAGUGAUGGGUGGGGCGUCCUUUUCCCGCGCUUCACAGAUAGUGUGUAUCAGCGGUUACCUGCACAGCAGCCGGAGUUCUGCCCGGGAAGCUCCUCCGCCACGGACAUGUUGCAGCGCGUCACCCGCAGCUCCUCUUUGGAGACCUCCUCUCAUCUGACCAGUGGCUCUUCUUCCCCUUCGCCGUCUCAGUAUGCUGCCAGGAGCCUCACCGCCAGGUCGCCGGACGCAGGAGGAGCGGCGCCCGGAGCGAGAGCGGAGCCAGAAGGAAACACGAGUUCGGACAGUCCCGUAGAAUUCUCUGAUGACGACAGGAGUGACUUUGAAGACACCUUGAAGAAAACGCACAAGAGGACUCGCAAGCCUUUCCUAAAGCUGGUCCCAGCCACGAAGAAAGUUAGGAGAGAUGAGAGGGUUGGGGGAGACCUGUAUGAAGCUAUAAGACAGGGCAAGGUUGCCAUGCAGAUCCUUGUAGAUGAUUGGCUGGAUGAUUACAAGAAGAACCAUGAGCCCGCCAUACUGGAGCUGAUUAACUUCCUCAUCCAAGCAUGUGGGUGUAAAGGUGUGGUGACCCAGCAGAUGAUGGAUAAGAUGCAGAACACGGACAUCAUUAGGAAGAUGACCGAAGACUUUGACGAGGAUUCGGCAGACUACCCUCUGUCCCUCACUACUCAGCCCUGGAAGAAGUUCCGAGUGAAUUUUGGGGAGUUCCUGGCCACGCUGGUUAGCUGCUCUCAGUACUCCAUCAUCUACGAUGAUAUUCUCAUGGACACUGUCAUCUCGCUGCUUGCCGGUCUGUCUGACUCGCAGGUGCGCGCCUUCCGUCAUACCAGCACCUUCGCAGCAAUGAAACUGAUGACGGGUUUAGUGAGAGUAGCGAAGAACCUGAGAACUCACCUAGACACAAGCCAGCGCCAGUUUAACGCGGAGCGGGCAAAAAGUCCGGAGAAGAGGGCACCGGAGAGGAUAGAGGCGCUGGUGGAGAAAGUCAGAGAGAUCCAUUCACAUUUGGAGGAGAUCGGUAACAUGAUGAAUGGUUUAUUCAAAGGGGUCUUCGUCCAUCGUUAUCGUGACGUACAUGCUGACGUCCGCGCGCUCUGCAUCGAGGAGCUGGGAGUGUGGAUAACGACUUACCCGCAGUCCUUCCUGAACGACAGCUAUUUGAAGUACAUGGGGUGGACGCUGCACGACAAGCAGGGGCACGUGCGAUUGCAGUGUGUGCGGAGCCUGCAGGAGCUGUAUGACACCCCGCAGUGGGCAGGAAAGCUGGAGCUAUUCACCAGCAGAUUCAAGGACAGGGUACUUUCCAUGGUUCUAGACAAGGAGACGGCGGUGUCUGCUGAAGCAAUAAAGCUGAUUACUCUCAUCUACAAGAACAUGGAAAACAUGGUGAGCCCUGAGGACUGCGAGAUUGUGGACCCCAUGGUGUAUACGAGUAACCGAGCCAUAGCAUCCGCAGCCGGAACCUUUCUUUACCAGAGGUUAUUGGGCGUCCAGGAGGCCAAGCAGAGCCCCAAGCGCAGCGCAGCACGGCGGCCUCACGUUACGUUCUACCGCAAGCUGCUUUCCUUUUUCAUUUCCAGCGAGCUCCAUGAACACGCUACGUACUUGGUGGACAGUCUGUGGGACAGUGCUGGGACUCCGCUCAGGGACUGGGAGUGUCAGACCGAUCUGUUGUUAAAGGCGGAGGCCGGGUUAGAUGACCAGGAGGAGAGUGCCCUCAUCGAGAUCUUGGUCUCCACCAUAAGACAGGCAGCAGAAGGGACUUCUCCUGUCGGCCGAGUGCCUGCAAGGAAGAUGCAGUCUGCGAAGGACCGGAAGACUCAUGCUGAAGACAAGGUCAGGCUGAGCCGCCACAUGAUUAUAACCCUGCCCCCGCUUUUAUCGAAGUUUUCAGCUGAUGCAGACAAAAUGGCCGCUCUGCUGAAGGUGGUCGGUUACCUAGAGAGGGAGAUUUACUGCACAGAGAGGCUGGAGAAGCACUUGGACCUCCUGCUGGCCCAGGUGAGUGACAUUGUGGAGAAGCACACGGUGGCCGUUGUGCUGGGGGCCUGUUCCCGUGCAUUGUACCUCCUGAGUGACCGCGGCCAGGCCUUCUACAAGAAGACAGACAUCACCCUCAGCAAUCUAGUUGAUCGCCUCACAGACCACUUCCUGACCCACCUCCCAGAUAUCUUGCAGGUGUCGGAUUUGGACGAAGACGACGUCUACAACGCCGCAGCCACCAUGAAGAGGCUCUCCGCCCUGUUCAGUGCCCAUGAUCUCACUCGCUGGGAGCUGUUUGAACCAUGUAGUUCUAUUUUGAAAAAGGCGAUGGAAGCUGGGGAGAUCCCUGCACAGAUUAUACUGCCGGCGCUAGUCUGCUGCCACUUAUCCCUACUGUGGGCUCUCUCCCACUUCACCAACAGGCAGCCCCCGGAGGAGGAACUGGCUGCGCUACGGAAGAGGCUCCGCAUGUUCUGCAACCUGUGUCAGAACUUCUUGUCGGAUCUGCACUGCAGCGUGAGGGAGCAGGCAUUUAAACUCCUCAGUGACCUUCUGAUCGUGUUCAAUGGUCACCUCAUCCGCGGUGAUCGGUCUUACCUCCAGCCGCUGGUCUAUACGCCGGAUCUUCCUCUCCAGGCUGAGCUCGCCGGCUUCCUCAUGGAUCACGUAUUCACGAACUCAGAGGACGCUAACAGCGAGGACGAAUCCCAUCAGGUGGAAGCGCUUCACAACCGGCGCGUCAUGCUGGCCGGAUACUGCAAGCUCAUCCUGUACAACACUCUGGAUCUCCACUUUGCCAGCGAAGUCUUCAAGUACUACGUAAAGUAUAAUGCAGAAUAUGGAGACAUCAUCAAGGAGACUCUGCACAAAUCCCGUGCGGUGAACAAGGAGGAGAGUACCAGGACUAUACUGCUAAGUCUUACUCAGAUGUUCACAGGUCUCAGCUUAUUGGACGUCUCUCCCGACCGUCGCUUCUCGCGCCCAUUCCUGGAGAUAUGCGAUCUGGCAAAGCGGUUCUCCCUCCUGUUUGGGCCGAACCAGUUGAGAAAUCGUCAUGACUUUAUAUUCCUGCACAAAGAGGGCAUUAAAUUUUCACUGCGGGCUUCCCCGGGCGGUGAGUGGUCUUCCCAGAACCUGCUGUUUCUUGAUGUACUGAGCGAGUUCUCAUACAAACUUCUAAAACAGGACAAAGCAGCACUCUUGCAGUACCUGGAUGACACCUGUAGGCGGUGCAUUCCCCCUCAGCAGGCAUAUGAGGAGAAUGAGGACGACAUGUGGGGGCCCCUACAUGCUUACAAGAAGUCACUCAGUACAGACAGCGACUCUGCCAAUACCACACCAAACCCUGCCAGCACGCGCAGGGCAAAGGACAGAAGAAAGCCUCCGGCACCCCAGGUCUCUCCCAGGAAGAAGAGAAGACUGGGAAGAGGGGAGGAAAAUGGUAAAGAUGAUUUAGAAGAUUCCAGCACAGUCGCAGAUGACCGCGAACGCAGGGGGACACCGAUAACCACUUCCACGCUUCAGCGAGGGAGACGAGCAGCUCCAACUAGAGUACCGCCAGAUGACCAGGCAGAGACUGACUCUGAUUUCCAACUCAGUGAGCCCGUCCGUACCAGCCGCCCCAUAGAUUCUUCUUCCGACAGCACAGGAACGCCGCACACAUUGCAAGGCAUCCUGCAUCGGAUGAAUCUCACAGAGAAGGAAGACGAAGAAGAAAAUUUGGUGAUCGAUGAGGCAGAAAGCAGCACCAGCCCGUCAGUCGGAGAGGAGCCUCCUGACCUCCUGGAUUCCGCUAUUAUCGACAGUGAAGAGUGACAGCCUCCAGUACAGUGUAGCUGUGUAUUUAUGUUCACUGCUUUGUUACGUUUGAAUUUUACAUCGGUGCGUGUAUGUAAAACAUAUAAAAGAAAACUUUGUUUUCAGACAUAGAUGUCUGUAGUUUGACGUUGUAUGGCUGCAGACCACUGUGUUUCAGUUGCAGGUACCACUGUAUACUGCCCUGCACAUUGCCAUACCAUGAAUAAAGUCUGACAUUUAGGUUUGUUAUGAAUUAAACAUUAUUAUGCAAGAA
Molecule: messenger RNA, 4064 nt
Organism: Pseudophryne corroboree (corroboree frog)
Lineage: Eukaryota; Metazoa; Chordata; Amphibia; Anura; Myobatrachidae
Gene: STAG3
Product: STAG3 cohesin complex component
Exons: 33
Coding region: 116-3808 (1230 amino acids)
Biological process (GO): sister chromatid cohesion
Cellular component (GO): nucleus; chromatin; cohesin complex
Molecular function (GO): chromatin binding
Source: RefSeq, a predicted model, not a curated record